AACAUCACUUUAUACCUCGUACAAGGACCAGCAAGCCGAUCGCGAUGAGGCUCCUAUUCUUCGUGGCUUUGUCAUUCCUGGCUCUCGCAGCACAAGUCUGCAGUGGCAGGCCGCAAGUAGACGAAGGAAAAGCUGAUUUAGAGUGGAUCCAAGCCGACGCAAUCACCACUGAAUCUAUUAAAGAUGCAUCAAGCGAAAAUGAUACCCAAGUCACGGUCAUCGACACCCUCAGAGACAUCUCCAAGACCCUCAAGGAGAAGUUCAUCAUUCUUGGGGACAAGAUCAAGGAAAAGAUGAAUCAGCUCAAGCAAGCUGCCGGCGAUCAGGCCCAAAAAAUUAAGUCCCAGCUCAACGAUCUGAGAAAGCAGCUGAAAGACUCUGUCCAGGCUCUCAAGAAGAAGGUGCAGGGGUUCUUUGACAAAGGCCAAUACGCGUCUUUUGGUGAGCACGCCAUAGAAGUAUUUGGAAAGAUAGUCGAGAUCCGGGAUAAACUUAACGAGUUUAUAAAGGGCGUGAAGGAUGUCACCGGAGAUAAAUUGAGACAGAUGCAGGAACUGGCCAAGCAGCUGAGGCAGCAGAUCAAAAUGAAGGUGCAGGAACUUCUUCACGGCUCUAGUGAUUCUCAAACGGCUGUUUACUAUGCAAACGAUGAUGACGAUGUUGAUGAUAGUGAGGCUUAUGUUAUCGCAACCCUUAAGGAUAUCUCUAAGUCUCUCAAGGAGAAGUUUCUUCUUCUUGUCGAACACUUGAAGGAGAAAUUUGCUGAGCUGAAAAAAGCUGGUAGUGAGCACGCAGAAAAAAUUAAAGGCGAACUCCAAAUUUUGAUGGAACAGGUGGCAGAUGCUCGUGAAGCAAUGAAACAGAAGGUGCAAGAAUUGUUUAAACCGGCUCUGUAUGCGUCAUUUGGUGAGCACGCAAUGGAGAUUUUCGCUAAGCUGGGAAAACUUCGUGAAAAGCUGAACAAGUUCCUUGAAGACGUGAAGAAAGUCACUGGUGAGAAAGUGGAGAUGCUUAGAAAGCUAAUCAAAGAAACGCGUGAGGAGAUCAAGAAGAAAAUUCAGGAACUCAUUCAAGGCUCCAGCGACACACAGAUGGUUUUUUACCAUGUAAGCGAUGAUGACACCGAUGAAGAUAAUGAUGCCUACGUUAUUGAAACCUUGAAGGAUAUCUCCAAAACACUCAAGGAGAAGUUCCUUAUUCUUGUCGAGAACUUGAAGCAAAAAUUUGGCGAGCUGAAGAAGGUUGGUGAUCAGCAUGCUGAAAAUAUCAAAGCCCAGAUACGUGCUCUGAAGGAGAGGGUGUCUGAUGCUCGUGACGCUUUAAAGCAGAAGGUGCAAGAAUUGUUUAAACCGGCUGAGUAUGCAUCUUUUGGUGAACACGCGCUGGAAAUCUUCGCUAAGCUAGAAAACCUUCGCGAAAAGCUCAAUAAGUUUCUGGAAGACGUGAAGAAAGUCACAGGCGAGAAAGUGGAUAAGCUAAGAGAGCUCAUUAAAGAAACGCGUCAGGAAAUCAAGACCAAGAUUCAGGAACUUAUUGAAAACUCCAGCAGCGCUACAACGGCCCUGUACCAAGCAAGCGAUGAUGACGAAGAUGCAGAGGCCUACAUUAUCGAUACCCUCAAGGAUAUUUCAAAAGCCCUCAAGGAAAAAUUUCUGGUUUUGGGUGAGAGAAUUGCCCAGAAAGUACAAGACAUCAAACAAGCUUUCGGACAGCGUGCUGAGGUUCUUAAAAAGCAACUUCAGGAACUGAAAGGACAGCUCAGACAAGCAUCUUAUGCCUUGAAGAAGAAAGUACUCGAGAUGAUCCGGCCUGAGCAGUCUGCGCAGUACGGCAUGUUUGACGGUAUUUCCUCGGCAGUUUCAGAGAACCUGGCCACUCUCCGGACCAGGUUGGAGAAAUUCUUGAACAAGGUGCAGCAACUUGCGGGAGAAAAGUGGGUGAAGAUGCAGGAGACGAUUCGCGAUCUGAGGAACGAGAUCAAGCAAAGCAUACGGAAGCUUCUUCAAGGCAAGGCUGAGGUGGAAUCUACGGGUGCUCCUGAGCUGACGUCCGCCAUACCCAUGCAGUACUAACUUUGAUGCACUCUGUGUACUGAAGGCGUGUUGCAGAUCACAUGUUCUUAGAAUGAAAUUUUUAAAUGCGGGGCGUUUUUUUUUCUUGAAAUAUUAAAAGUCAAUAAACUAAAAGAAGUUAUCUGCA
Messenger RNA from Ixodes scapularis (black-legged tick), 2199 nucleotides. Its product is annotated as probable DNA double-strand break repair Rad50 ATPase. The record is from RefSeq and is a predicted model, not a curated record. Lineage: Eukaryota; Metazoa; Arthropoda; Arachnida; Ixodida; Ixodidae. The transcript has 4 exons. Bases 45 to 2072 code for a protein of 675 amino acids.